AAAUGAAUGUCGCGAAGGUCAGCUAAUAGCAAUCAAAGGUUCAGAUAGGUGAAUAAGUAGUGACAUGAUUCUUACCGACAACUUUAGUAGAAGAUAGCUUUAGUUCUUAGUGCAUUCUAGUAAUUCUAGUCAAGUAGAAAGAAUUGGUGUUCUGUGAGGGUGGUGUGUUGUUUACAUUUUGCCGCCGAAAUUACGGCAAAUCAUUAGUGUUUUAUUUUGAUAACUAUGGGAUUGGACAAAGCACCAUGGAGUUUAAUUAGAGUAACAGGAGAUCACCAUGUAAGUGGCAACCAAAUUGAUGAUAGUCAAGUAAGUUCCAGAACCAGUAGAGAGACUGUAAACUCGGGAAAUGCUCUACUAUCGAAAAUAUAUACUAGAAAAAUUCGAUGGAGUGAAGGACAAUACUCCUUAAUAAUUGUAAGUGCAGCAUUAACGGUCUUUGGAUUGGUGCAGAUACUAUUUCCUCCAUUUGAUUUACUGCUAAGUUUACGAAUACGAAUGACCCCUGGUCUUCCAGCAUAUGAUUGGUGGGUGGUGCCGCCAAAAGAUGCCAUAAUUAAAAUAUAUCUUUUUAAUGUUACUAACUCAGAGAGAUUUUUAAACAAGACUGAUAAUAAAUUAAAGUUAGAGGAAGUAGGUCCAAUAGUCUUUAGAGAAAUCCUUGUACAUAAAAAUGUCGUAUUUAACGACAAUGGAACACUUUCCUACACAUCAAAUAGAACUCUUCAGUAUGCACCAGAAAUAAAUCCUGUAAAUUUAUUAAACAAGACUAUCGUGAUGCCAAACGUUGCAGUAUUUUUUCUCGCUUCCUACUUGUACGACGCAACAUUUUUCGUUAGAGUCGGCGUAAAUUUGAUGAUGAGAUCGUUGAAAUCGGAGCUUUUUAAAACCAACACUGUUUACAACUUUUUAUGGAAUAUGACAGAUCCCAUUCUAGAUACAUCUCAGAAGAUCGCACCAUUUUUAGUGCCGUCCAAAAAUGUUGGUAUUUUACAUCAAAUAUAUGAGAAGUAUGAAGAUAAUGUAACCGUCUACAUUGGCCCAACUUUUACUCAAAAGGACUUUUUCCGAAUAGACAAAUAUGAUGGUUCUAAAUUCGUGCCCGGCCUCCGGGAGUGUGAACUUGUUCAGGGAUCCUUUGAUGAUCUCAUGUAUAAUCAAAAAAUGACAAGAAAUAUGACAGUAAGAUUUUAUAGAAAGGAGUUGUGUCGUGUUGCUAAACUGAAAUACGCAAGAGAUAUCGAAAGGUACAGUCUGAACGGUUACAGAUAUGAAAUGGAACCAAACUUUUAUGACAGAAUUUUUCCUGACACCGAAGAUUGCUAUCAUGGCACACCAAGCCUUCCAAAUGGGUUAAUCGAUGUAUCAGCCUGUAAUUACGGUGUUUCAACAGCUGCCAGUCAUCCACAUUUUCUUUAUGGAGAUAAAAUUCUUCGAGAUUCUGUAGAAGGACUAAAACCAGAUAAAGAAAAACAUACAUCUUUUAUAGAAGUUGAACCCAUCACUGGCGUACCUAUCAUAGCUGCAGCACGGUCUCAGGUUAACCUCGUUGUUAAGAAUAUGAAAGGCUUCAGUGAGAGACUUAAUCAAUUUAGUAACUUGAAUAUACCAUUGGCCUGGAUUGAAGUGGUUCAGGAAUCCUUACCCCUAAAGGUUCAGUGGUUGGUAUACAUACAAGUGGUUGUUCUACCCAUAUUUCAAAAAAUAUUAGUAAUAUUUACCUUUCUAUGUGCUUUAUUGACGCUAGGAAUUUUUCUUAGUCGCCGAAGACAACAAACCAAAAACCUUCGCACUACCAGCAACAAAUCUCUUACCUUUGAGACCGAAAAGUUCCUGAAAAGGUAGUGAAUGUUAAAAAAAAAAUAAUUACUACCCAGUUAUAUCAGAACUUUUUUUUUUUUAAAAGAAAAUGAUUAUCCGAAUCUUGCAUAAUUUAUUUUUCUCUGUGUUAAAAGCUUUAACGAAGUUUGUGGUAUUUUUAAAUUUGUUAUUGAUAUUUUAGCAUACUUUUAUAUUAUUAAAUAAAGAUUUGUAAAUGA
Diabrotica balteata is the source of this 2039-nucleotide messenger RNA. The record is from the annotation of a GenBank genome assembly. Lineage: Eukaryota; Metazoa; Arthropoda; Insecta; Coleoptera; Chrysomelidae.